AUUCUAUGUAUUUAUAAUACAAACUUUAAUGUUUUUAAAUAAAAUCCUGUAUUAUAAAAAUACAGUGAAACUUCCAUAUAACGAAGUCGAAUAAACAGCCAAAAAAAUUCGUUAUAUAGAGGAAAUCGUUAAAUAGAAUUACGUUAUAAAUUUAAUUAUGUAUGUAUGUAAAAAACAACAUCAAAUAUCAUAUUACAGUUUAAUUUAAUUUUUAACCUUAAAUAUAAUUUAAAAGAAAUAAUCUGUAAAUUUUAUUUGCUUAUUAUUAUUGAAAAUUGUCCUUCUUUUGUAAAAAAGUUUCUAUAUCGUCAAUUUUUAAAAAAUUUCUUCGGGAACAUUUGCUUCUUGUCUAAAACCAUUUCUUACCACUGAUAAAGCGUUUAAUAUGUCUUCUUCUGUAAGUUUGGAUUGUUCUACUAAAUGUUCCUCUUCGUCGUCUUCUUCUUCAAAUUCAUCAGGUUUUUCUUUUUUUCUAACCUCUUCUACAAUAUUUUCUUUAGUAGGUGAUUCAUAUACGGCGAUAUCUUCAUCAAUUUUCAAAUAAUCUUGUAAGGUAACGCCAUCGCAGUGGACUAACCUCCAUUCUCGUUGUACAUCUAGUAUUUCAAUAUCGGUUUCAAUAAUUUCCGUCCAGAGCUUGCACGAAAAUCGAUAAAACCAAAUUUCUAAGCAAAAUAAAUUGCUUUUUCUUUGAUUAACGAACCUGAUAUAGGCAGAUUGUUAUUUCGUAUACAAGUCAUCCAUUUAAGAACAGCGUUAUCAACUUCUUCAUAGACACAAAUUUUCAUUCGUUUUCUAUUGCUGAGGAGAGAAGAAUUUUAUUAACAGUGAAAAUUCGGUGCACAUAAAUUACACCUUGCGUAAAACCGUCUAUAAACCGGUAUUACUAGCAGAGUAUCCCACAGUGUGACAUAGCAAAAUAUCUAGGAAUGUUCCUGGACUCUCGGCUCAACUGGAAGAAUCACGUUAGACAGAAAAACUGCAAAUUAAGAAGAAAAUGUGACAACGAUAUUGGCUGGUCAAAAAACAUUCCGAACUAGAGCUCACAAACAAAUGCCUCUUGUAUGUAAUGAUAAUUAAAUCAAUAUAGACUUAUGGAAUUCAACUGUGGAGUUGUGCCAGCAAGUCCAAUAUUGAGAUUAUACUACGUAGCCAGAACAUCCCUCUUCGUACCAUUGUCGCAGCUUACAGGUAUGACAAAAACGACAUUAUCCACUUUUUUUUUUCAUUAUCAGUUAUCAUGAUAAUUUAACAGUUAUCAGUUACAACUAAUAUUAUCACCUAUAGGGAUUAUCAGUUAUCAUUAUCAGUUACCACUAACAUAAUUGGAUACGCGGAGCCACCGCAAACCGCCGCCCCUCCCCGUAUCCGACACUAUAUAUGCACAAACAUACUAUCACCGCACGAGUGUGUUCGCAGGUAUUUUUAGUUAUCAUUAUCAGUUACCGCUAAUAUUAUCAUAUAGGUACUCAAAAACAAUAAUUAUCUCGAUUUUUAUUAUCGUCCGCGUCUUCGAACGUCGAAUCGGUAUAUAAUAUAAUACAUAACAGAUGUUUUCAUCGGCCGGUCGCCGAGUGUAAUUGUCGCGAUAAUGAUAACUGAUAAUGAAAAAAAAAAAGUGGGCGUGGUCUAAAUAGGUCGAGUACGUGGUGGACAAAUCGGGCAGCCAUGUCAAAGUAUAGCUCCUGCUCACCCUUGCUCUUUGAUCCUUGAUUCUGCUCCUGCUCCUGAGAUAGAACCGCUCUUUCUCUUUUUUUUUUUAAAUAAAUAUCAUUUAAUAAAAUGUAUGAAGCAUAUUAUGCAAUUAUUUUAUCACGAUUUAAAUAGUAAAAAUACAAAACAUAAAAGUGUAUUUUGAAAAUGGUUCUUAGGUUAUGACCAUUAAUUAUAGCUAUUUUUUAUCAUUGUGUUUAAUUCUUGAAUCUAGUCAUUAUUGUUUAAAGAGAUAUUAUCUAGUCUGUGCAGUAUUUAUUUAAAAUAUGCUAAUUUUUGUUAGUGAGAAUGACUAGAUUGAUAAGUUAUAAUAGCAUAAGUUUCCGUAGGUUUUAUAUAAUUAUUAAUNACGCGACACGGCAGUUAAGCAGUUCGCGGGCUGUAUUCAAAUUUAAAAUGUGGCGGUUUAAAACAGGACGUUACAAGGUAUCUAAUAUCACAAUAUCAUUAUGAUAAUAAAAUAGAGUACGAAUGUAAUACAUUUAAUUUAAAUUGUAUACUACAUUAUAUUUAUACUAUAAAGUUAAUUUACCCGCUAUCGAUAAUAUUAAUUUUUCAUUUUUCAUUGGAAUGUUUUGUGUUGGUCACACUAUCUAAUUGGGACGCUCGAACAGCUGACUUGUAUUUGGUAUGUGUAAGUCUUUGCUUGUAUAAUCAUAUCUGUUAGUACAUUUGUUUUUAAUUCUCUUGUUUAAGUUUAAAUACGUCUCAUUCGAUACUGAUAUAUUUAUAUUACAAUAAAAUGGAUAAAAUACCGUGAGUAUACUGUUUAUUUAUAAUAAUGCGUACAGAGGUAAAAUUAAUGUAGCUAAUAAUUUAUUUUGAUAAUUAUUAUUACAUAUUCAUGAUUGACAAUCAAUAUUUCAGGAAACUAUGUACCUCUAGGGUACAUAGAAGCACCGAAACAAAUAAUGACUAUUACACUCAUCUGGUCAAUAGAAUAAUCAAAGAAAGAUCAACAUAUUCUCAGUUCUAUCGAGAUAUCAACAUAAGUGAAAAACUAGCCAAUAAGUACAACGAAAAGGGCAUUUUGUACUUUAAGAGGUGUAAACAUAAACGAGCCAUAAUAUGCUUUCAAAAAGGCCUGAUGUUGGAUUUUAAAAAUAAUCAGCUACGUGCUAGCCUGUGGAACAAUUUGUCUGCUGUAAACUAUUUGUUACAAAACUAUAAGUACAUCGACAAAAUUAUAACCCAAUUCAUAGAUAAACAUUAUUUUUAAUUUCUACAUUUCUCUACUAUUAGAUCGAGUUUGGCAACUGCUGAGAGAGCCCUUAAAUUAAUGCCAGGAUUUGAAACAGCGAUUUUAACAGGUAUCAACAGUUGCAUUCUCAGGAAAGAGUUUAAUAAAUCAUCAUAUUAUUGUGAUAUUUAUUUGGGAAAUCUUUCGGAGGCUGAGGUAUGAUAAAUUUUUUAUUGAUAAUUCUAUAUAAUUCUAUAUAUAUAUCUCAAUAUUAAUGUCGUUUAAUUUUGCAUAAUUAGAAAAUUAAGAUGGAAAAAUCUUUAGUUAUGAAUAUUGAGGAGCAAAGAAUACUAAAAGAAAUACAUAAAAGAAAAUUGCGUGUAGUCGGUCAAAAAGGUAAUUUUAUAUUACAAUAUUUUUUAAUGAUUUUUUUUUUUUAAAUGUGUCUGUUUAUAAAUUAGUUGGUUACAAAAUCGGAAACAUAAACAUGUUUGAUACUGAUGACCCAGAUUUAAUUCCACGAGUACGUUUAACAGAAAAUCAACGACUCGUAUGGUCAAUUCUUUUUUAUUUGCCGGAGCCUAAUACAACCAUUAUUGUACCAAAUUGUCACGAAGAUACUACGUUAGUAUAUAUUUAUUUGCAUCUGAAUACUUUCAAGUGUUUUGUUAUUUUUUUAAUAUUAUUUCAUAAUUUUUGUAAGCAUAUUUUUUGUCUUUUUAGGUUCCACAACAUGUUAGUAGACAUAUUUAAUGAAAGAGCACCAUGGGACGACGAAGGUAGAUACACAGCAGACACACUGAAUAUUUAUAAUAAAAUUCCAGUGGACACAACGACCAGUGUUCUAAAAAAAAUACACCCAGAAAACACAUUGUCAAAUGUAUUGACAUUUUUCAGGUAAUCAAAUUGUUUCCUAUGUCUUAAAUAUUUUUUGUUUGUUUUUCACACUCUUCUCAAUGAGCAGCAAUUUCUGUUUCUAUGUUCUUUAAUACUUUGUUGUAGCAAACAAAUAAGCAUUUAUUAGACAUGGAAUUUUACUUUAACAGGCUUACUUAUUCUCAUCGAUUUGCUCGAUACACUCGUUGGAUUUAAAAUAUGUAUAAUUUUUAUUUUUAUUGUUUUUAGGUGUCCGAUUGAAAACGGUUUACCAACGUUUACGAUUCUUAUUUCCGGAGGAAAUUAUGAAAACGAAAAUUUUAUGGAUAUUGUCGAGUAUGUUUUAGAAUUGUUUUAUCAAAAUUUCAAUUGAAUCUAUGACUUAGCAUAGAUUCAAAGAAUACAAUUAUGUUGUAACUUAAUUUCAAAUCGUACAUUUGAUAUGAGUAAUAUGAAUAUGCCGAUUCUGGCGCAGUCCCUUAAUUCUCAUUUUAAAAACUAAUUUCUGAUCUCUAUUUACAUUGUGUUUAUUUCCAGUUCUUCGUUUACAUGCAUAAAAUAAAAAUAAUAUUUAAAAAAAUAAAUUAAAAAUAAUAGUUAAAACAAAUGUAACAUUAACAUUGUACUAGGAACAGCUCUCUUUAACAAAAAUAAAUAAUAUAAUAUGCUAUGCAUCGCGCAUGAAAUAGAUUAUUUUUAAAAAAUAAUUUAUAUUGAAAUCAUCAUUAUUUUUUAUUAUUUGUUUUUAUUAAAUUAUCAAGGUAUUUUCUACUUUUGUUGAAUAAUGUCACCAAGCUAAAGUUUUUAAACCAUUUUCUAGAAUAUAUCUUUUAUCAUCAUAUGCACUAAGAGCAUUUUUGUUUUGUUCAACGGUAUACAUUACAUGUUUAUCUGUUCCAAAAGCGUUCUGUUUUACAAAAAUUGGAUAUUUAAUUUUUAAACAUUUAAAAAAAUCGUUAAAACAUAAUUCAGAAUUAGCUAUAAUUUUUUUCACACCUUUUGUUUUUUUAAUUUCAUUUUUUUUUUCAAAUACUUAAAAUGAAUAUAAUUUAGAUCUUCACCCAAUAAAUUCAGUCAUUAUUUGAUCAUUAUGCUCAUCUUUAAAUUUACCUGGAACUUUUUUAUUUAUUUGGGGUAUUCCAUAAUUUUUUUAUUCUCAAGAUAAUAUGAAAAAUCAAAUUCAUUUAAAAGUUGUUUAUUGUUUUUAUAUAUCUGUAUAAAAAUCAUCAGUUGUAAUUUCUACUAUUAAAGUUUCUGUGUCUAUGUAUAAUAAUCUGAUAUUUUUUUUCAAUACAUUAUAAUAAAAAUCAUACAUACGAAGUUUAGAUAAUUCUAAAAUACACAUUCCUCAAUAAAUUGAUUGUUUUAAUUCAACCACUGUUUUAUUCAAUUAUACAGCUACUCUGUUGUCUUUGAAAAUAUUUGCUCGAUCAACAUUUGGUUUAACAACCCAUUUAUCUAAGUUUUUUUCAUCGUUAAUUAAUUUUAUAUCUUUAUGAAUCCCUGUGUUCAUCAUAGUCCUACCAAAUACAUUGUUGUUCAUCAAUUUAUAAUAAACUUUUUUAAAUUCAUUAUCUGUUUUUGCCCGAAGAUUUGUGUUAAAUUCUUUAUAUGUAUCAAUUUUGGGUAGCAUACUUUCUAAAUCAGUAUAAAUGAGAAAAGGAGCUUUAUAAGAUUUAUUGUAUAUUUCAAAUUGAAGAAUACUUUCUGAUCUAAAGCCUGUAUUUAUUUUCUCGUUUGAUGGAAUUUCAUUGAUAUAAUUAAAAUUUACUAAAAUAGAUAUUUUAAAAUUACAUUUCUCUUUUAAAAAUUCUUACAUUUUUUUCUCAACAAACUUUUUUGAAUAAUUCAAAAAUUAAUUGAUAACUUUAAAUUGUCCCAUAUUUUCAACAAUUAAUGAUAAUAUUCUUCCUUUAAAAUCAUUUUUUUUAUUUGGUCUUUUCUCAAUAAUAUCUUUAGAAAGUUUGCAGAAAACCUUGUGAGGUUUAAUUGUUCUCUCUUUUCUAAGUGUUGGGAUACUAUUUUUAUUUCUCUGAUUAGCUUUUUCAUGAAAUCUAGUUUCAAUAAUUCUAUUUGGAUCAUUUCUUUGAUGUUUUAAUCAUCUUAAAUGUCUAGAACAAUUUUUAUAUGCAGUUGUUAUGCCACACAUGUUACAUGUCUAUUUAAAGCUGUUCUAACAAUAAUAUUUUCUUACAUUUUAUUAUAGGUUAUAUUUUUUUUAAAUAAUAAUCUUGUUUAAAAUAUACAGUUUAAUUAUUGUUAGGUGUUACAUAAUAUUUCUAAAGAGAUUUAACUCGAACAUAUGAAAUAUCUCCAUGUUUACAAGUUUACAAAUCUUAAUUUGUAACUUUUUUUUUUUAAUUUUAAUAUUUCAUUACAAUUGCUUUUUCUUACACAUCUAAAUUUGGUUUUCUGUAAUUCUUGAUUAUAGAAACUUCAUUCAAUAAUUUCAUUAUUUAAAUCUCUAAUUUUAUAAGUAAUUGGAUUUUUAUUCAAUACUUUUGUAACAAUAAAAAUUUCUUGUGUCCAAUUAGAGUUAUAUUUGUUAUCAAACGUUUUUCUGAACUUUAAACUGUAUUCUCAUUUCACCAUUUAAAGUUCUGUUGAAACGUUCAAUAAUUGCAGAUUUCUCUUCGUUUUGUGUAUGAUAUAAUUGUAUAUUGUGUUUUGUUAACAUUUCUUUACACUGUUUAUUUACAAACUCUGUUUCUUUAUCUGUGUGAAGUAAUGUUGGUGAAUUAUGUUUCUGUAGUUUAGCUCAUUAUAUUAUUUCUUCAAAACCUUUAGUUACAUUUGUUUCAUCUUUUUUCUUAAGAGAUUCAGAACAAGCAAAUUUUGAAAAAGUAUCUAUAACAUUGAACAUAUAAAAAUAACCUGAAUUUCUAUCACCAUAAUUUCUCAUUAAAAUUAAAUCUGCAGCCCACAAAUCAUCAAUACCGUGUGUUUUUAUUUUCCUUUUUAGGAAUUGAGAUCUUACUGGUUUAUAAAGUUGCUUUGCAAUACUUAGUUUAUCUUGUUCUGUUAUUUUAUCAAAUUUUUAGUUUUAAUAAAUUUAGUUUUGUUUGUUGUACAUUUUAAACAAUGUAUUGAAAUUCUCUAUAGAACAUUUGUUAUUUGAACCUUGAUUGGUUUGAAAUUUUUAGUUUUCUUUUUGCAUUUGUGACAGUUUGUUGGUUCUAAAAAUUCUAUGUCCAUAUUUGUUAACAUAAUAAAUUAAUUUUUCUUUCUUAAUAGAAUAUUUCAAUGUUUUAUAUUGUGAUCGAAUAACAUGAUCAUCACCUUUUUUAAAAAUAUUUUCCAUUUAUUAUAGAAAAGAUAAAAAAAAAUAAAAAGUUUUUGUUUUAUAAUAAAGAAAUAUGAAUAUUUUUUUUUAAUCAGAAAUAUGAUUAAAAAAUGAUUUAGAUAUAUAAUUUAGGUAUAUUUUUUAUAAUUUUUAAUAAAAUCCAAACACAAAUAUCCACAAAUAGGCGGAUCAUUAUAGGCUUGAAAUCUUCUAUAUGUUAUCUUAAAAUUAUUUUCUCCUAAAUAUUUUACUUAUUCUUUUGGUAGAUUAGCAUUACCAUAUGAAUCAAAAUAAAUUUUUAAAUUUUCAUGUUUUAUCCAUGCAACUAUUUUCUUACUAUGUGCAGAUUUAAUUUUUUUCAAUUUUGCAUCGUUUUAACUAAGAUUCAUUUAUUAUACAAAAUAUUAUUUUUUUUUAUUUAAAUAAGACCCAUUCCUAAUUUUCCUUUUACUUUCAUUAUAUUACUAUUUUACAAAAGCUGCUGUUUUUUCACCUAAAGAUGUUUCAGGAUUUUUGUAUAUAUCUUUUGCAAUAUUUUCUAAAAUCAAAUCAGCUCUAUGUCUAGAUUUGGUAUCUUUAUGUUUUUCAUAGUAAAAAUCAUGUUCUAUCACAGUUUAAUCUAGUUUGUUUAUUGGUUUCUUAGAUUUUGUAAACGGUCCAAAGUGACUAUAACCAGGCCAAUGAAUUUCAGGCAUAAAUUUACUAUUCAGGAAAUUAUUAACAAGUCCAGAUCCAGUGAUCACUUUCUUUGGUAAUCUUGCAAUAAAAGUAAUGAGAUAUUCUAUACCAUGGGGUGUAUCAACUAAUUUUUCCAUUUCUUUACUUACAACAUUUAUAAUACUUAAUUUUUCAUUGUGGAAAUUAUUAUUACCAGCUCCUUCUUCUGCAGCAAUAAAACAUAAUCUUUUUAACAAUUCGUUUAAAUUAUCAAUGUAUUAAUAUUGAAUUGGGUUUUCUAUAUAAUUUGUUAAACCAGAUCCUCCAUGCAAAGUUUGUAAUUUUUUAUUUUCAUUAAUUUUAUUUCAAAUAGGACGGAUAAGAUUCAUGUAUUUAUCCCCUUUACUUGAUUUUACUUUAUUUUGUUAUUUUUAUUAUAAUUUUGAUAUAAUGAUUUUGUUUCUAUUAAUAUCUUUUCAUAAUUCAUUUUAAUAUCAUCAUCGGAAUAUGAUGUUUUAUCUAUAUAUUUAUUAUAUGUUAAUAAUCUCCAUAAUNAUUUGAUUUUACUAGAAAUCUUCUAGAUGUUAUUUUAAGAUUAUUUUCUCCUAAAUAUUUUACCAAAUCUUUUGGUGGAUUAGCAUUACUAUAAGAAUCAAAAUUAAAUUUUUUGUUGUUUGUUAAUAAAAUGUGAUGUUUUUGUUAACCGUUUUCACAGGAAAUAAAAAUGAUUUAAUGUCAUCGUCAGUUUUUCUAACAGCCUCUUCAACAUAUUUUAAUCCCUUGGUAAUAGGUUCAAAUGAUUUUAUUUUUCUAUUUCAUCAUUUAGUUUUUUCUCCGCUUCAUUUCUAUAUAUUUUUUAUAAUUUUUUUUUUUUAAGGCAAUUUUUUUCAAGAUUAAAUGUUUCAUUAAUCUCUGCUUCUGUUGGUUCUUUUUUAUCUUCGAAAUGUACUGUUUUUUUUUUAUUUUAUUAGAUUUUUUUAAGUUUAAUUUUUAACUUUUAAUUUUUUUCUUAAGAUUGUUCUUAAGAAUUUGUUCAAGUAUUCUCAUUUAUUAUAGAAAAAUACAUUUUCAUUAACUGAUAUUUGUAGUUCAAUAUUUAACGAUUAACAAUUAACAUUCAAUAAUUAACGAUUAACAGUCAAUUUUUAGUGUUCGCAUAAAAAUUGAUCUAAUUUAUUAUAGAGAUGAUUAUUUGUUAUAUCCAUUGAUAAGAAUCCAAAUGGUUUAUUUCAACAUUUCUUACAAAGUAAAUUAAAUAAACUUAAUUUAUUAUCACUUAUAAAAUCCUCCCAUAUUUUUUUAAUUUAAUGGUCAGACUGUUUAAAAAUAAUUACAAAAUUUAAAUUGUUUCUUAUAAUUUUUAAAUCCACAGCAGUAUAAAUUUGUGUUAAAUAAAUAAAACAUAUAUUUUUAUGUCGACCUGUUAUAAAAUAUUGUUUCAUUAUUGAUUGUUUUUCUAAAACACAAUCAUCAAAAAUAAUUUAACUAUUCGGUUUUACAAUCAUCAACAGAAACUAUACCUUCAUUAGAAAUAACUGUUUCGAUUUCAUUUAUAUCAUUAAAUACUUCUUCUAAUUUCUCAUAAAUCGGUUAAUCAAUGGUUUUUGUAAAAUCAUAAAGAUUUUCAAAAUGAAUCCGAAAAUUUGUUAUAAUAUUCGACAAUACAUUUGUUUUUCCAGAACCUAAACAUCCUAGAAUUAAACAAUAUAAAGGUAUAGGAAAUAUACAUUCAUCAUUAUCUUUUGUUUCCUGAUGUGGAAAUGGUUCGAUAUUUUUAUAUUUAUCUAAAAUUUUCUCAAGUUUAUUAUGCUCUUUUGGCAUAUUUAUUUUUUUAAGAAAAAAUUAUAAAGAUUAAAAUCUUUAAAAUUAUAAUUUAUUAAAUCCAUAAAUUUUAAACGUAUUAAUAACCAAUUAGUUCAGCUUGUUUCAAAUAUUUUUCUCCGAGAAAAAAUUGUAUAUUUUCUAAAAAAUCUUUUUCUCUUAUAUUCAUCUCUUCUUCAGUGAUUUUUCGAGCUUUAAACAACAAGAGUAUUUGAUUGUACAAUUUAUAAACUAUAAAAAAUUCUGAUAUUAUUUCGUUUUAAUUAUUAUUUUUCUCAAAGAGAUUAAGAAUUACAUUUACAAGACACAGUAAUGCUAAUAUUGUAUUAUAAAUAAAUCCUAAUAAUCCAGUUGUAGUUGAAAACAACAUUAAAAUAAGUCAUACAUAAACUAAGGUUAUUAUAGAAAUUAUAACUUUUGCGAUAUACAUAAAUUCUAUUUUCUAAAUAUUCAUUCAUCUGUUUAUUAAAUUAAGACAAACAAUAAAUUCUGUAAAUUUAUUAAAUUAAUUCAAUUCUAAGUCAAAAAUAUUUAAUUAAGUGUAUUGAAAUUUUUUUUUUUGAUUUAUGUGUAUAUAAGUUAUAGUUGGUGGUUUAUGAUCAAAUUAUCUUGUGGGUUAUUAAAAAUAAAUAAAAGAUUUUCUUCAUAGUGAAUAUUAACGUUUUCUUUGUGAUUGGAUAUGGAUUUUUCUACUAUAUUACAAUGUAAUUCUAAAGGAAUAUUAGAUUGUUUACUUGCCGGAUAAAUUCCAAUUUUUGAAAAAUUAUCAAACUUAAUCCGUAGAUUAUCACAACAUUACCUUCAACUUUUAAUAAACAAUCUGUUUCAAUAUUUAUUAAAUUUGAAGUCAUAAUUAAACCUAAAACACCAAUAAAUAAAUUAUGUCCAAAUAUAGGAUUUUCUAACCUUAUAAAUCCGUUUUUUUAUUUUUAUUAUUCUCGUAAAUGCGUACUAGAAAGAAUAUAUUAUAGAAUACAGAUAAAAUAUAGUUUAACUAUUCAAAUUCAAUCAAAUAAAAUAUUUAAUUGUUAUUAAGUUGUUUUAACCAAAAAGAUUUGCUCUUGUGUGUUUUUAUUGAUUGUUUUAAUUUCUCUAUGAGAAAAAUUAUUUAAAAAUCUAUCAGGUAAAAAUUAUUUAAAUUUAUCAUUUAAAAUAACACUUAAUUUGUCACCAUAUCUUGUUUUAUCAAUACUAAAAUAUUUGCAUAAAUAUUUCUGAUCAGUUUCUAAAUCACUUAAUUUAAUGAACUUAUAAUUAAAGGUGACGCUAUUUAAUUUAAUUUUAAAGUUAUCCAUUAAUUAAAGAAAAUAUUUUUUUUUAACUAAGUUUCAAAAUUUUUUUAAAACGAUAAAAAUUCGAAUUAAAAAUAUGGACAAAAUUUGCAAUAGUUUCCCAAUCCAAUCACAUAUACAAUGUAAAUAAAGAUCAGAAAUUAGUUUUUAAAGUGAGAAUUAAGAGACUGCGCCAGAACCAGCAGUAUAUUCAUACUACUGAUGUGUAUUUAUUACAAUAUUAUAUUAAAACCGUUUUAUAAUACAUAUGUAUAAUUCAAUAUUUUUUCAGGUAAUCAUAUUGCAGUGUGUAUGUGAGCUAAGUUAGAUUUGAUGUGACAUCGAUAUUGACAAAUUGAAAAUAUACAUUAAAUAUAAGUAUGCAUGUAUGAGACACACUUAUAAAUCAUAUUUUUAGUCAAUCAGAAAAUUAUAAUUUUUGUAAAUAUAUUUUAAGAAACAUGUAUAAAAUGUAAAGAGUAUUAAAUUAAAUUAUGUAAAUAUUACAUUUAUAUACAUCUGAAUUAUAUAAUUUAGGGAUAUACAUCUGAUGCAUUUAAUGAUAUUGUGAGUUAAGAAAACUCGGUAUUCUGGACUAAUGUAAUUGAUGUUAUCUGUAUUUUAAAUGAUAUUCUUUUUAUUUCGGUUUUUAAUAUAAAAGUGUAUUUUGUAAAUGGUUCUUAGGUUAUAACCAUUAAUUAUAGCUAUUUUUUUCAUUGUGUUUAAUUCUUGAAUCUAGUCAUUAUUAUUUAUAUUGAGAUAUUAUCUAGUCUGUGCAGUAUUCAUUUAAAAUAUGCUAAUUUUUGUAAAUAAGGAUGAUUAGAUUUAUUAGAUAUUAUAGCAUAAGUUUGUGUAGGUUUUAUAUUAUUAUUAAUUUUAAAUCUAUUAUUGAUUAUUUUCAUGUUUAGGUCUAAAAAUUAAAAUUGACCAUCGGUUUGUAAUUCAAUUGUAAAUUGUAUGUUCUUAUUAAUUUUUUUAAAUGUAUUUACUAUAUUUUGUACUUAUUUUUCUGCGUCUUUAAUUAUUAUAAAAUUAUUUUCUACAUACCUAUAUUAUUGUAUAACAUUGAGAUUUUUGAUAAUGUAUGAAUAUUUCUGACAUAAUGACACUUAAAGGAUUACCCAUAGUUAAACCUUUAGUUUAUGAAUAUAUUGUAUUAUUAUAAAAUAUAAUUGUAUGGUUUCAUUUAUUACUUAAGUUUUUAUUUUGUAAAUGGUAGUUAAAUUUUCUUUUAAACUUAACUUUGUAUU
Molecule: messenger RNA, 12051 nt
Organism: Cinara cedri
Lineage: Eukaryota; Metazoa; Arthropoda; Insecta; Hemiptera; Aphididae
Source: the annotation of a GenBank genome assembly